AUGGCUGCAGGCAUUUCAAUCUUCUUGCAGCAUUCUCAGAGGCUGUGUGAACUGUUGAUCAUUACAGCCAGGUCGCCUCUUACAUAUAAAAAAUGCCUUCGGCUUGUUAGUGUCUUCUUUAUAUCAUUUCCUGUCGUUCUACAGUCAUUUGCUCUGCCUUCUACAACUGGAUAUCGAGGCACCACAUGGACUAAUAAUGUCCAGUCUUUAGAGUCAUGGACUCGUCAAUCAGUUGACUUAAGUGCAGUCACAGUCACACCUACUGCAAACAGAGAGCGUCUAGUGCAAGAUGACGCAACCCUUGGACUCACCUCCACUGGGAAUCUUGCCUUGAAGGAUGCAGAUGGCAUUCUCUCUUUCGACCAUCCCGCUGAUACGCUCCUGCGAGGCCAGAAGUUGAAGGUGGGACAUAAGCUUAUUGCAAAUAUUUCUCCAACCAAUACAAGUCAAGGGUUUUACUUGAAAGUGGAUGGAUUUGCGAUGUACAUGACCCCUGCACCCGCUCAAAUGUAUUUUAGGUAUCCAAAGCAACCGGCAACUGCUAAAAUAGCUUAUCUACAGCUCGGUGAUGGAGCUCUCAGUUUCCAUCCUGUCGGAUUUCCAUCGAAUCCGAUUACAGUUGCUCUUCCUGCACCUGAAAAUUACCUCUACUUAAAGUUCGAUUCAGAUGGGCAUUUGCAGAUCUAUCCUUUCCAUGCAAUAACUGGAAAGUCUGUAACUGACUAUUUUACAAACUUCAAUAAGGAACUAAAGAUAUGUGAGUAUCCAAGAACUCGUGGGGACUAUGGUAUCUGCGCCGAUGGUAUCUGCAGUUGUCCAAGAGAUGGCAAUGCUUUCGCUCUGAUUAAUGCCUCCAAACCCAGUUUGGUCUGUGUCCCACAUAGUCCUCUCGUUUGUCCAGAGAUGUCCACAAUCAGUAGCAGUCCACAAGAAUAUGAGUUGUUGGAGAUGGAACAGAGUUGGUUUGAAGAGAUGAAUGUUAAACUCUUUGCCUCAAAAAUUGCACUUGCAAAGCUGCUUUUUUCAGCGAUAUUUCCUGUGGGGGCACCCUACGUCGGGAAACUGUCUCAUGCCGUAAGUUCGUUUUUUCCCGUUACCAACGAUUUUCCCGGUGGCUCGAGCAUAGUGGUUUUGUGUGUUUGUCGAUUGCCUAAACAGUGUGGAUUGGUUGUGAUGUUUCUCUUAUUUGGGGCAUGGAUGGAAAAAUAUGGAAAAUGCAAUAGAGAAGAGAAAAGGGAUGUGCAUGAGGAUGUGGACGCUUCACAAAACUGGAUUGCAGGGGUUACGUUGCGUUUCCCAUUCUGGGAAUUGGAAAAUGCUACAAACAAUUACAGAAGAUGA
Messenger RNA from Cryptomeria japonica (Japanese cedar), 1341 nucleotides. RefSeq names its product G-type lectin S-receptor-like serine/threonine-protein kinase At5g35370. NCBI's taxonomy places the organism in Eukaryota, Viridiplantae, Streptophyta, Pinopsida, Cupressales, Cupressaceae. The record is from RefSeq and is a predicted model, not a curated record. The transcript has 7 exons. The coding region runs from base 1 to 1341 and encodes 446 amino acids.